Messenger RNA from Oldenlandia corymbosa var. corymbosa, 996 nucleotides. Lineage: Eukaryota; Viridiplantae; Streptophyta; Magnoliopsida; Gentianales; Rubiaceae. The record is from the annotation of a GenBank genome assembly.
AUGCACAUUUUUGUCCUAACUGAUGGUUGUAACAUUGUACAGAUUAAGGAUAUGGCUUUGAAAGUUUCUGGUAAUAAACAAGGGAAGCCACCCAUAAGUCCAAUCGGUUUUAAGAAAGCACAUCGGCCUCCAUACCCAGAUUAUGAUACAAUCUCAGAAGAAGUUCCAUAUCCAUACAUGCAGCCAGGGAGCUCGAAUUCCACUCCAGCUUGGGACUUCACGAGAAGUGGUGCUCCUCAUUCUGCCGCUCGACAUGACUCCAGAUUCAGCGGGGCAUUUGGUGGUGACAGGCCUUCUGCUGGACGAAUCUCUAUCUCUGCACAAUCUGGGGAAGUGUUGCUUGAAGACGAUGACGAGCCUAAAGAGUGGAUGGCUCAGGUGGAGCCUGGGGUUCAAAUCACUUUUGUGUCACUUCCUAAUGGCGGGAAUGAUCUGAAGAGAAUACGCUUCAGCCGUGAAAUGUUCAACAAAAUGCAAGCUCAAUGUUGGUGGGGAGAGAACUACGAUCGAAUCAUGGAGCUCUAUAAUGUCCAGAGAUUCAAUCGGCAAGCCCUUAACACUCCCUCAAGAUCAGAGGAUGGGAGGGAUUCUUCUUACUCAAGGCUUGGAUCUGCUAGGGAAAGUCCAAUGAUGACUCCAGCAGUUAGAAACUAUUACAAACCUUCUGGAAGUAAAGGUUAUUUUCCUUCUGACCAUUUAGAUCAUGGCAACUAUAUGGCUGGGUCAAAUGCAUAUCCCCCUGGCAGUCAAAUGGACGCAUCUAGGACGACUACUUCAUCCAGGGACGAGGCUUCUGCUUCAAUUAGUAAUGCUAGUGACAUGGAGUCUGAAUGGAUAGAACAAGAUGAGCCUGGGGUAUACAUAACAAUUAGACAAUUGGCUGAUGGAACCAGGGAACUUAGGCGUGUGAGAUUCAGCCGCGAGAAGUUUGGGGAAGUCCAUGCAAAACUCUGGUGGGAAGCUAACAGGGAUAGGAUACAAGCUCAAUAUCUUUAG